CUGUCAACCAUGGUGAGAUGGAUGAUUACAAUGCUGCAGCAAUGAUUUUAUGUGGGAUCCCUCUUGAGGAACCGUUUCUACAGUAUCACCUGAAUAUACUUGUAAAAGCGGAAAAGAACAGGCUUGGAGAAGGGAAACUAUACUUAGAAGAUUGUUUCUACAUGAUGGGGACCGUUGAUCCCACUCGUACCCUUAAACCCAAUCAAGUCUGCAUUAUUCGUGAAAAUGGCCAAAUUACUGGGGAUGUGCUAGUUUAUCGAAAUCCAGGUUUACAUUUUGGGGACAUUCAAAUAAUGCAGGCCACAUUUGUUGAGGGACUAGAAUCUUAUGUUGGACAUGGAGAAUCUGCAAUUUUUUUCCCUUGUGUCGGUUCUCGUUCCGUUGCAGAUGAGAUAGCUGGAGACGGUUACAUGUAUUGGAUUUCAAAAAAUCCUCAGCUGUUGCAACAUUUUAGACAGAGAGACCCUUGGAUUCAAAGACCAGCAUCCAAUUCUGUCAGAUUGAGUUCUAGUGAACUUUCACAUGAGCAAGUUGAGGAAGAACUUUGUAAGCUAUGUCUGGAAACUCGGUUCCAACCAAGUAGCACAAUAGGUGUUGCAGCUGAUAGUUGGAUGGCACUCAUGGACCGCCUUUUGAUAUUAAGAAAUGACGUAAAACAUGAAAAGGAGGUGCAGCAAGUUAAAAUUAAUAUCCUUAAAUUGUCUAAUUUAUACUACAAGGCAUUAGAUGCUCAUAAGAAAGGUGGAGGAAAGAUCCAAGUUCCAGAGGAUUUGACUGCAGAUUUGUACCCGCACUACAUGAAUAGGUUCAAUAUUCGACGAGGUUUGCAGAUGUCAAAUAACUGAUAUGUCUGGGAUUGGUGAGUACUCC
Trifolium pratense (red clover) is the source of this 870-nucleotide messenger RNA. Its product is annotated as probable RNA-dependent RNA polymerase 5. Gene Ontology annotation, biological process: siRNA processing. Gene Ontology annotation, cellular component: nuclear RNA-directed RNA polymerase complex. The transcript is spliced from 6 exons. Gene Ontology annotation, molecular function: RNA-directed RNA polymerase activity. The record is from RefSeq and is a predicted model, not a curated record. Bases 18 to 845 code for a protein of 275 amino acids. Lineage: Eukaryota; Viridiplantae; Streptophyta; Magnoliopsida; Fabales; Fabaceae.